CAAUCAAAAAUUCAAAUGUCAAAUUGCAUGGCGGUGCGUCGCUUUUUGGCUAAUCAUCGCCGAUUUUCCGCGAGUUUUAUACUAUUUACUGCAAAAAAUAAUAAUAUAUUACCUUAUCUAAAUAAAGGACAUAAGUGCUACUUUAAGAGACUACAAUUGUGCGCGCGGUCAACGUAUUCCACGCACGUCACCCACGUUAAUAUGAACUUCGAGUAUCCAGAAGUAAGAAGGGACGAGAGCGUGGUCGACGAUUACCAUGGAACUAAGAUAGCAGACCCAUACCGCUGGCUUGAAGACCCGGAUUCUGAAGAGACGAAAGCGUUCAUAGACGCGGAGAACAACAUAACCCGUCCGUUCCUCGACUCGUGUCCGGUGAAGGCGCAAAUACACGCGCGCUUCACCGAGCUAUGGGACUACACCAAAUACUCGUGCCCCUUCCGGAGAGGAGACAAAUACUUUUUCAUGAAGAACACUGGCUUGCAGAACCAAAACGUCCUAUACAUUCAAGAUAGCUUAGACGGCGAAGCUCGCGUUUUCCUAGACCCGAACACUUUGUCCGAGGACGGUACCAUCGCCCUAUCUGGAAGUCGCUUCACGGAAGAUGGCUCUACUUUCGCCUACGCACUCUCAGUGAGUGGAUCUGACUGGAACACCAUACACUUGAAGGACGUAGAAACGGGUAAGGACUACCCGGAGGUGCUAGAGAAGGUCAAGUUCGCGUCAAUGUCGUGGACCAAGGAUAACAAAGGCCUAUUUUAUUCGAGAUACCCGGAGCAGACGGGCAAGACAGACGGUUCAGAGACUGAAGUGAACCGCGAUCAAAAGCUGUGCUACCAUCGCCUCGACACACCCCAAAGCGAGGAUGUCAUAGUCGUCGAGUUCCCUGAGGAACCUUUAUGGAGAAUUGGAGCAGAAGUAUCAGACUGUGGUCGCUACCUGCUCGUCUCCCCGGUCAAGGACUGUCGUGACAAUCUGCUGUUCUUCGCGGACUUGUCGAAGACUGAUCAAGUCGAUGGGAAGCUCCCACUUACGCAGAUCGUGCACAAGUUCGAGGCUGACUAUGAGUACGUGACUAAUACGGGCGCCGUGUGUAUAUUCCGCACGAACAAAAACGCGCCCAACUACCGUCUUAUCACGAUCGACCUCAAUAACCCCUCUGAGGAGAACUGGGAAACUCUCAUACCUGAACAUCCCAAAGACGUAUUAGACUGGGCGUCCGCAGUUGACAAUGAUAAGCUAGUUAUACACUACGUCAGAGAUGUUAAAAGUGUUCUCCAACUACACAAUAUGAACACUGGCGACUUGAUGCAGACGUUCGACUUGGACGUGGGCUCCAUUGUAGGCUUCUCGGGCAAGAGAAAGCAGAGCGAAAUAUUCUACCACUUCAUGUCAUUCCUAUCGCCUGGUAUUAUAUACCAUGUCGACUUCAAGAAGGAACCCAUAACGCCUACUAUAUUUAGAGAAGUAAAAGUGAAAGGAUUUGAGGCGUCGCAGUACGAGGCGAAGCAGAUAUUCUAUUCCAGCAAAGAUGGCACCAAAGUUCCUAUGUUCAUUGUUUCCAAAAAGGAUCUUCCGCGCGAUGGCUCCAACCCCACCCUGGUUUACGGCUACGGGGGCUUCAACAUAAAUGUGCAGCCCAGCUUCAGUGUAAGCCGGCUGAUCUUCAUGCAGCACUUCAACGGAAUUAUUGCUAUACCUAACAUACGCGGUGGAGGCGAGUACGGUGAGAGGUGGCACAACGCGGGCCGCUUGCUCAACAAACAGAACGUGUUCGACGACUUCCACGCCGCGGCCGAGUACCUCGUCAACGAGAAGUACACUCGGCCCGGCCUUAUUACAGCGCAGGGGGGCUCCAACGGUGGACUCCUGGUGGCGGCGUGCAUCAACCAGCGGCCCGCGUUAUACGGAGCCGCCAUCGUGCAGGUCGGAGUGCUUGACAUGCUGCGCUUCCAGAAGUUCACGAUCGGGCACGCGUGGGUGUCGGACUACGGCAGCUCCGACAACAAGACGCAGUUCCAAUAUCUGCUCAAGUACUCACCGCUGCACAACAUACAGCCACCUGAUAAUGUGAGCCGCGCGGAAUACCCAGCGACAUUGGUCCUGACGGCCGACCACGACGACCGCGUGGUACCACUACACUCGCUGAAGUUCAUCGCCGCCAUUCAGCACGCGGUGCGAGGCUCUGUACAGCGCCGUCCGCUGUUGGCCCGCAUCGACACCAAGGCGGGCCACGGGGGAGGAAAGCCCACCGCUAAAAUCAUCGAUGAACACACAGACAUUCUGUGUUUCAUGGCGCAAACGCUCGGCCUGAAGUUUGAGAAAUAAUCGAUUGCCAUACAAGUUAAAUAGUAUUAAUUGCAUCUUAUAUGAUUAAAAUAGUAUUAUGUAAAUAUAUACAAACCACACACAGUCCAAUUACCUCAGGUCUUCGUCAGGAGGCCGGUGAUAUUGUUAUGCAUUGCUACUAUUUUUUAUUGUAUAAACUUUGUUUUUAUUUUUAUUGUA
This is a messenger RNA of Pararge aegeria (speckled wood butterfly), 2505 nucleotides long. RefSeq names its product prolyl endopeptidase. The record is from RefSeq and is a predicted model, not a curated record. Gene Ontology annotation, biological process: proteolysis. Gene Ontology annotation, cellular component: cytosol. Gene Ontology annotation, molecular function: serine-type endopeptidase activity; oligopeptidase activity. The transcript has 16 exons. The coding region runs from base 16 to 2325 and encodes 769 amino acids. NCBI's taxonomy places the organism in Eukaryota, Metazoa, Arthropoda, Insecta, Lepidoptera, Nymphalidae.